AUGGAAGGAGAGACACCCACUUCAGACUGUUCUCAUCUCAUUGACCACAGCCAUGUCCAGGAGUUUGAGGUGGCUCUGUGGGUCAAGAUCACCUUGGCCUUAAUUUAUGUCUGCAUCUUUGUUGCGGGCCUCUUGGGCAACAGCAUCACCAUCAAAGUCACCAGGAUCCUGCAGAGGAAAGGCUACCUGCAGAAGGAGGUCACUGACCACAUGGUGAGCCUGGCCUGCUCUGACCUGCUGGUCAUCCUGCUGGGCAUGCCCGUGGAAUUCUACAGUGCCAUCUGGAGCCCCUUUUCCACCCCCAAUGGCAACAUUGCCUGCAAGCUCUACUACUUCCUCUUUGAAGCCUGCAGCUAUGCCACCGUGCUGCACGUGGCCACGCUCAGCUUUGAGAGGUACGUGGCCAUCUGCCACCCCUUCAAGUUCAAGGCUGUGUCGGGACCCCGCACGGUGAAGCUGCUCAUUGCCUUUGUCUGGGGCACAUCUGUCAUCGUGGCUCUGCCCCUGCUCUUUGCCAUGGGCACAGAAUAUCCCCUGGAGAUCAUCGAGGGCUACCAAAGAACGAGCUCCUGUGUCAAACCUACUCCCAGGCACUACAUUCCCGAGCUGAAGCAUAACAUGACCAUCUGCACCAGCCUCUCCACCAAGUGGUCUCUGUUUCAAGCCAGCGUCUUCAGCGCCUUUGCUGUGUACAUCAUCGUGCUGGGGUCUGUUGCCUUCAUGUGCCACAGCAUGAUGAAAGCCCUGAUGAUCCACAAGGCAGGAAAUGUGGCAGUGAAGGGUGGACAAAGGCACCGGGAUCAGUACCUAAGGAAAAAUGAAAGUUCAGAGGGCAAGAGCUCCAGGAGACAGAUCACUUUAUUCCUGGGACUGAUCGUUGUGACGCUGGCAGUUUGCUGGAUGCCAAACCAGGUCAGAAGGAUCAUGGCUGCUGCUAAACCCAAGCAGGACUGGACCAUCCCCUACUUCAGAGCCUACAUCACCCUCCUUCCCAUCGCCGACAUCUUCUUCUACCUCAGCUCUGUGGUGAACCCUCUGCUGUACAACAUCUCCUCCCGGCAGUUCCGCAGCGUGUUCCUGCAGGUCCUGUGCUGCCGCCUCACCCUCCAGCAUGCCAACAGGGAGAGGUUCCUCAGGGCCAACCAGAGCUCCGGGGCGCGCAGCAGCCGCUCCCUGCGCCCGCUGCUCUUCAUGUCCUCCAGGCGCAGCUCUUCCACCAAGGGCAACGCCAAAGUUUUCCUGAGCACCUUCCAGGGGGAGCCCACGGCCGGCUGCAGCCCACGGGAGCCGGGUCCUGCAUCACCAGAUCCCAGCCUGGAAGCGGUGCCCCUGGAGGCUGGCUCAGAGCCCGGCCAGGGCGCACAGAACGGCCUUUGUGAACACCAAGUAUGA
Messenger RNA from Parus major (Great Tit), 1392 nucleotides. It is a transcript of the gene GPR39, whose product is annotated as G protein-coupled receptor 39. The record is from RefSeq and is a predicted model, not a curated record. Gene Ontology annotation, molecular function: G protein-coupled receptor activity. The coding region runs from base 1 to 1392 and encodes 463 amino acids. Gene Ontology annotation, biological process: G protein-coupled receptor signaling pathway. The transcript has 2 exons. Gene Ontology annotation, cellular component: membrane. NCBI's taxonomy places the organism in Eukaryota, Metazoa, Chordata, Aves, Passeriformes, Paridae.